Messenger RNA from Diatraea saccharalis (sugarcane borer), 2331 nucleotides. The record is from the annotation of a GenBank genome assembly. NCBI's taxonomy places the organism in Eukaryota, Metazoa, Arthropoda, Insecta, Lepidoptera, Crambidae.
AACCCUGUUUCAAGCGGCGCAUAACCUCAGAAAGUUACAAAAAUAGUUUUAAAAAUCGUUAUUAACCGCAGGAUGAAAUAUAUUUCAAAGUUGUUUCAACCUGUAAUUACUAUACCAAAGAAUGCUAAGAUUAAGAAUACCGAAAUCACGUGUAAAAGUCAAAAGCUUCUUUUAGAAUUAGGUCUGGUCAGGCCGACAUCAUCUGGACUGUUCACUCUCCUGCCACUCGCAAGAAGAGCCUUAGAUAAGCUAGAGGCAAUUGUCCGUCAUUACAUAGAAGAGGCAGGUGGUCAGCGGAUAUCAUUGCCAGCAUUGACGUCUGCUCAUUUAUGGGAGAAAACAGGGAGACUGCAAGAUGUUGGUCCAGAGCUGGUACAUCUUCAGGAUAGACACGGUCAUAAAUAUCUAUUAGCUCCAGUAAGUAAUUCAAAUAACAAAAAUUCUACUAAGUUUGAUUAAUCUUAUUCCGAUUUAGUCAUUUUUUAUGAGUUUUUUAAAUUAUGAAAGUGGAAAAGGGAGUAUGUAUUAUUUCUUUCAGUAUGAAUAAAUAAUUCAGAAAUAAAUUAGUGUAUCCUCAUUAGACUGAUAUAGUGUAUGUGUGAUAAUAUAUAUCAUAUAGGAGAGUUUUAAGGACUGCCGAUGCAACUGAAAUUAAUAGUUUAAUGUGACAGAAACACAGAAGCUUGAGAUGAGGGUAUGUGCCACUCAUGCGAACAAUUUGUACGGUGAGAGCACAACGCAAUACUUGGUUCUGCGGCUUAUUAAUAAACUACCUCCAAAUUUUACUGAUAAUUUAAGGCAGAGUAAUAUUAAAAUACAGCUUAAAAAUUAUUUCUUUUCGGAUAUGUAAUUCUCCUGAUUAAUGGGUUAUGUGUAAUGUUUGAAAGUAUUUUUAUUUUACUCUAAUUUGCAACUAGUAAAGAUAUUUAAGAUGUUGUGGAUUCGAAACUACACAUAAAAGUGUAUUAUAAGUCAUUGAUAAUAAUUUUGUAUUGUGAAACGUAACUUACCUACCACACAAAUUAUUCGCUUCAAUUUGUGUUUAUAAUUAAAUGCCAAAAAAGGUUAUAUUAAUAAUUAUAAUUGAUUGUUUUUGCAGUCACAAUUUUAUAUUGAUAAGUGUGAACGAAUGUAAAAACAUUAUUUUAAAAAAAUAGAUGUGUAACACUAUAAAUUUAUUUGAUUGCAUUUUGGAUCGAUGAAAUGUUAGUUAGUUAACAAUAACACAUAAAUAUCAAGAAUAAACUUUAAAUUAUUUUUUAUAGAAUCAUCUAAACAAUAACAAUAUAUAUAAUUGUUUGAAUUGCUAAAUAACAUUGUCAUUAUUUUAUUUUCCUUUUCAGACACACGAGGAGGCCGUGGCCGACUUACUAGCUGACGUCGGUCCUCUGUCAUACAAACAGCUGCCAUAUUUACUCUAUCAAAUAAGCAACAAAUAUCGCGACGAGCACCGCCCCAAGCACGGGCUGCUGCGCGCGCGCGAGUUCCUGAUGAUGGACGCGUACGGCGCGCACGCGCACGAGCAAUGCGCGCGCGCCCUCUACGGGGACCUCGCCGCCGCCAUAGGCAGGAUAUUCGACAAACUGCAGCUGCCCGUGUACAGAGUGGAGGCGCCGGCGGGCGACAUGGGCGGGUCGGUGUCGCACGAGUGGCAGCUGCGCGCGUGCGCGGGCGAGGACCGGCUGCGCGUGUGCGCCGACUGCGGCCACGCGCGACUGGCCCUCCCCUCCACCGGCGGGGGGGAGCGCUGCCCACGCUGCGGCGGUCACACCGACACGCUCAACAGUAUAGAGGUGGGGCACACGUUCAUGCUGGGCGCGCGGUACAGUCGGCCGCUGCUCGCCGCGUACACCGCGCCGGGGGGGGGCAGCGAGCCCCUGCACAUGACCUGCUACGGGAUCGGGAUCACCAGGUUGCUGGCCGCGGGCGUGGAGGCGCUGUCGUCGGAGUCGCACCUGCGCUGGCCCGCGCACGUGGCGCCCUGCUCCGCCGUGCUCGUCGGGCCUAAGGAGGGCUCGAAAGAGUGGCUGUCUCACAGCGACAUGAUCGAGCAAGUGUACCGCCAGCUCGACGCUGUGCCGGCGCUGCGCGGGGACGUGCUCGUGGACGACCGGCACCACCUCACCAUCGGCAAGAGGCUGCUGAUGGCCGACAGGUUGGGUUGCCCCCUGGUGGUGGUGCUGGGCAAGUCCGUGUCCUCUGGACAAGUGGAGGUGUACCGCGCGGGGGCCGACGGACAGUUGCAACCGGAACUGAUGACCCUAGAACAAUUAACACAAAAACCACUAGCUGUUGUUAAUUGAAUAUAAUUAAAUACAUGUAUAUACAUAU